Messenger RNA from Castor canadensis (American beaver), 3523 nucleotides. NCBI's taxonomy places the organism in Eukaryota, Metazoa, Chordata, Mammalia, Rodentia, Castoridae. The record is from RefSeq and is a predicted model, not a curated record.
UCUCGGGGCGCCGCGCGCGCCCCAGCCGCCCCUCCCCGCCCCGGGACUGGCCACCGGCCCUCCGGCCCUCCGCCCCUCGCCGAGCUGCGCCGGCCGCCCGCGGAGGGGAGGCUGCGGAGUGCGGGCUGGAGACCUCAUGGGUUGCUACUGAAGUAGAAAGGCUUUGACUGCUCAGUGGACUUGCCUGUCAGCUGUGGAGAGGACAGGGCCAUCCUGGGUUCCUGGCCCCUCACGCUCCAGAUAUGAGUGGGAAGAGCCCAAGACUGGCAGUGGAUGACCUCUGCCAGGCUGUCAAGCAGUCAUUCGCCUACUCAUGUUUCACAUUGGGGUCCCAUGGUGGAAAGGAAAAUGAGCAGAGCUGUGGGACUCAGUCCUGGAUUCAGAUCCCAGCCUCACACUAACUAGACACUCCAGAUGGUUAAUGCUUUUCUGCAAUAUCAAAGUGCCCCAUUAGACUGGAAAGGAAUCACCAGCCCCACCCGCCGCCCAAGAGAGUUGGGCAAAGCAACUGAGCAUCUCCCAUACCCAGCCUGGUUCCCAUCCUCUGCUGAAAGAGGGUCUUGGUGCAGUCAUCCUCUUCAGAAGGCAGGCACAUGGGCCUGAGUUUGAAUCCUGUGGAGGCAUUUCACCCCCUUGAGAUGGGGGAAUGAGUCCUGGCACGGUUUUUCUCAACUGCACAACAGAGCUGGAUGAUGGUAUUGUCUGAGUCAGAAGAUGAUACAGCUGCUAUGACUAUCUCCCAGCACCCCAGCCUCCUGCCAUGUCCGACCCCAUUACUCUAAAUGUGGGGGGGAAGCUUUACACAACCUCACUGGCAACUCUGACUAGCUUCCCUGACUCCAUGCUGGGAGCCAUGUUCAGUGGAAAGAUGCCCACUAAGAGGGACAGUCAAGGUAACUGCUUCAUUGACCGUGACGGCAAAGUGUUCCGUUACAUCCUCAACUUCCUGCGGACUUCCCACCUGGACCUGCCCGAGGACUUCCAGGAGAUGGGCCUGCUGCGUCGGGAGGCCGACUUCUACCAGGUGCAGCCCCUGAUUGAGGCCCUGCAGGAGAAGGAGGUGGAGCUGUCCAAGGCCGAGAAGAACGCCAUGCUUAACAUCACACUGAAGCAGCGAGUGCAGACAGUGCACUUCACUGUGCGGGAGGCACCCCAGAUCUAUAGCCUAUCGUCCUCCAGCAUGGAGGUCUUCAAUGCCAACAUCUUCAGCACAUCCUGCCUCUUCCUCAAACUCCUUGGCUCCAAGCUCUUCUACUGCUCCAAUGGCAAUCUUUCCUCCAUCACCAGCCACUUACAGGAUCCCAACCACCUGACCCUGGACUGGGUGGCCAAUGUGGAGGGCUUGCCGGAGGAGGAGUACACCAAGCAGAACCUCAAGAGGCUCUGGGUGGUGCCCGCCAACAAACAGAUCAACAGCUUCCAGGUCUUCGUGGAGGAGGUGCUGAAAAUCGCGCUGAGCGAUGGCUUCUGCAUCGACUCUUCUCAUCCCCAUGCUCUGGAUUUUAUGAACAAUAAGAUUAUUCGAUUGAUACGGUACAGAUAGAAAGACCCCAGCAACAAUGGGGUGGGGGUUCUCAACAAGCUCCAUGUCAGUCAAGGCCUUGGAGUGUCUCGCCAGUGUUAUGAGGCAGGGGACUAUACUAAUGAGUAUUAAUUGCAUAGCAGGGCACUUGAUUCCCCCAUGAUGAAUGCCACCUUUUGGAAUCCACAUGUCCUCUGAACAGAGUCACCUCUUGCCAUUUUGAGCUGGAGAUGGGCAGUUUAUUAUGACAAGGGAAGAGUCAGCUGAUGGGUAUGAGCAGAGUCCACAGGAGUACUUCAUGUCCAGGACAAAGGAGCAGCAGUUUUCUCGUGGGCUCCAUCACUAUACCACUAGCCAGGACAUAAAGGGCCCAGAAGAUCCCAUCAUGCCUGCUUUCCCUUCUCUAGGAUGUGUCCAGGAUCUUGGACUUGUUUGCCCAUUUGGCUGGCUUGAAAUGCAUUGUGGCCCCAGAGCCCUUUGGUGACCCUCACUCAGGGAGGAAGUUGAGCUGUGGCCUGGCCUAUAGGAGUGUUCAGAAGGUGGGGAUGUCCUUCUUGAGGAGGCUGCACUCAGGAUUUAUGGCUUCAGAAAUGGGCUGCUAUCCCUGCCUAGAUGUGAAAACAUUGGGAGCCAGUAUAGUGAAAGACAUUUCAUGAUCCAGCCUAGUGCUUGACUUUUGUAAUCCUUUUCUCAAAAAUUUGAAGUCAUGGAAACAGGUCAGUUUAAACAAACACAUUAUGAACUCUCAGGGUUGGAAAAUAAUCCAGGAGUUGCUUAGUUGUCCACUGUCUCCAGGACACCCAGCAUAUUUGAGGAUGAGCACCUCUCUUUGUGUACCUCCUAGGGAUCACCUAUGCCUGCUUGCAUAACACCGAUGACAGGCAGCUCGCUGUCCACAAGGCACUUCCUGACAGUUGGAUGGUGCUGGCUGUUCAAAAGUUCUGCCAUUGCUAGAUCUUAGUUUCAGACCUUCCGUCUCACUCAGAUGUUUAUCCUUGCUUUCAAAAUAGUCACCUCGAGAGGCCACUUACCUUGAAAACAUUACUCAGAUCCCCUUAGGGAUCUGUCUUUGGAAACAAAGUUGGCUCCCUUCCAUCCCUGUACGUCAGCCCCCUUUUGUUAUGGCUCUGCCUUGUUUGUGACCCCCACUUCUCCAUCCUCCUCACUAGCCAUAGCUCAGCAUGCCCCCUGACCAUUCUCACUUGGGAGCUGAAGAUUCACUGCCAAGGAGAGCCAGAGGAAGGAGACAUGUUCUUGAGUGGACCGUCACACACUUCUCUCAAGGAAGCAGCCUUCCCCUAUCGUCCUGGCUAGUCCUAACUAGCCCAUGAGCCUUCUUGGGGUGCCAUCCAGGGUGAGAAACUACUACUCAGUGGGUGAUGAGCCUCCAAACUGCUCGUUAUGAUUCGUCCCUGGACUGAGUAUGGCUUUGGGAGUCAUUGAGUCUCCUCCAGUAGGGAGGGCUCUCAGACAGCCAGGAAAAGCUGGUGACACAGGCAUCCACAGCAGGUGGGCCAAGGCUUCCCAUGGUUGCAUCCUUUGAGUAGGGAGUUUGAACUGGGUCAUGGGCAAAGCCAGGGCCUUUAGACAACAAAGGCCUUUCCCUCCAUACAGUGGGACCCAGGAGCUUCUAACAGCCGUUCUAGGCCACUAGGCCUGGUACUCUGGAAAGCCCCUCAAAGAGGACCCAGUUUGGACCAGGCAGCUGUGACCACAGCAAAAUAAUUCAAGGAUCACCACUCAUAAAUCACCACUGCCCUUUUUCUGUCCAUAAUGCUUUGCUUUCUCCAUGUUUUCGGUGCUUCCUAAUUCAGGCAACCUGACUUUAGACAAAGUAUGCAACCUGUGAAGCCAUUAACAUGCUAUGUGACUUUAUGCAAGUCCCUUACUUCUCUGAGCCACCUCCAUCUCUUCAUCUGUGAAAUGGGCAUAACUGCAAUUAACCCUACCUACCUCACAGGGCUGUUGUGAGGAUCAAAUGAAAUAAUGUAUGUGAGAAUA